GUAAUUGGGUGCAUUGAUGGCACUCACAUUCCUAUUAAAGCUCCAUCAAUAAAUGAGGGAGACUAUGUUAAUAGGAAAUCUGUUCAUAGUAUCAAUGUGCAGGUAAUAUGUGAGGCAACCCAAAUAAUUACCAAUGUCGAGGCAAAAUGGCCAGGAUUUGUGCAUGAUGCCAAAAUUUUCCGCGAGUCAUCAUUAUGCCAGGCAUUUCAGCAGGGACAGUACAAUGGUUACUUGCUGGUGGACAGAGGAUACCCUUGUCUGCCCUGUUUAAUGACACCCUACCCUGAACCUGAGCCUGGACCACAGACACGCUUUAACCUGGCUCACAGCCGAACACGGGCCAAGGUGGAGAUGACUAUAGGGAUCCUCAAAUCUCGGUUUCAGUGUCUGCGUGGGCUCCGGGUUAGUCCAGAGAGGGCAUGUGACAUUAUAGUGGCUUGUGUUGUGCUUCACAAUAUUGCCACUAUAAGAGGAGAGAGCCACCCUCCUUGUAUUGAGGAAGAUGGCCCAGAGGAACACCUACAGACUCUACAGGCCAACAGAGACGGGAGACUUUUGAGAGACAGGAUCUACCAGAUAUAA
Molecule: messenger RNA, 582 nt
Organism: Puntigrus tetrazona (Sumatra barb)
Lineage: Eukaryota; Metazoa; Chordata; Actinopteri; Cypriniformes; Cyprinidae
Product: putative nuclease HARBI1
Exons: 4
Source: RefSeq, a predicted model, not a curated record